Sinocyclocheilus rhinocerous is the source of this 2358-nucleotide messenger RNA. Its product is annotated as ankyrin-2-like. The transcript is spliced from 19 exons. Gene Ontology annotation, molecular function: protein binding. Bases 370 to 2358 code for a protein of 662 amino acids. NCBI's taxonomy places the organism in Eukaryota, Metazoa, Chordata, Actinopteri, Cypriniformes, Cyprinidae. The record is from RefSeq and is a predicted model, not a curated record. Gene Ontology annotation, cellular component: cytoplasm.
CCUGUUUACCUCUAAUUAUUUUAUCUAUGCUCAUAUAGUUCCUCAACCCCUUAUAGCGCUCUCUCUCUCUCUCUCCCUCACACAUACACUCACACCUUAAAUGUAGUUUUCUGGAGAGUGGGAGAAGGAGGAUGCUGCUUGAUACUGCUUGUCUAUUUAGACUUGUCGUGGGAGGAGUUGAGCAUCACUGCUUCUCUCUGUUCUCCUUUUUCUCUCUCUCUACCUCCCUGCGUACUUCCAGAGCUGUGGCAGUGGGUGUUACUCGUCUACCCUUGGGCUUGAAAGUCACCUAAGACCUAUUUCUACAUUGCUAACAUCAUUCAUCCUUCGAUUUUUGCUUAUUGCUACUGAUAUUGAGGGACUUUUGCUAUGGCGCAUGCUGCAGCGAGCAUCAAAAAGGCCCGAGUGGAGAUGGAACAGGCUCCCGAUUUGAAAGCGCUGGAGAAAGCCAGUGAGAAAAGAAGGCGCUCACGUGAAAGAGCCGAGCGCAGGUGUAAGUCGGACAGCAACACCAGUUUCCUUCGAGCAGCAAGAGCAGGAAAUAUUGACAAGGUUCUGGAGUAUUUGAAGGGCAGAGUAGACAUCAGCUCUUGUAAUCAGAAUGGCCUCAACGCUUUGCACUUGGCAGCAAAGGAAGGACACAUAGAGCUGGUCCAGGAGCUGCUGGACAGAGGGUCUUCAGUUGAUUCUGCAACCAAGAAAGGAAAUACAGCUCUCCACAUCGCUUCACUAGCAGGACAAGGAGAGGUUGUAAAGAUCCUGGUCAAGAGAGGAGCAGACAUUAAUGCCCAAUCUCUGAAUGGAUUCACUCCUCUGUACAUGGCUUCUCAAGAAAACCAUUUAGAUGUAGUGCGAUAUCUUUUGGAGAAUGGUGGAAACCAGAGUACCGCAACAGAGGAUGGCUUCACACCUCUAGCUAUUGCACUGCAACAAGGCCAUAAUCAGGUGGUGUCCAUCCUUCUAGAGAACGACACAAAGGGCCAAGAACGUCUGCCUGCCUUGCACAUUGCAGCCCGCAAGGAUGACACCAAAUCUGCUGCCCUGCUGCUCCAAAAUGACCACAAUGCCGAUGUUCAGUCUAAGAUGAUGGUCAAUAGGACAACUGAGAAUGGGAAGAGUGGAUUCACACCCCUGCAUAUUGCUGCUCAUUAUGGAAAUGGAAAUGUCGCAACACUGCUCCUCAAUCGAGGGGCUGCUGUGGACUUCACUGCAAGGAAUGGGAUCACGCCACUACAUGUUGCGUCUAAGAGGGGAAACACUAAUAUGGUUCAUCUGCUGUUGGACAGAGGGGCUCAGAUUGAUGCCAAAACACGGGAUGGCCUCACGCCUUUACACUGUGCAGCAAGAAGUGGGCAUGACACAGCAGUGGAGCUCUUAUUGGAGAGAGGAGCCCCUAUGCUGGCCAGAACCAAGAACGGUUUAUCCCCACUCCACAUGGCAGCGCAGGGUGACCAUGUGGAGAGUGUCAAACACCUGCUGCAGCACAAGGCACCUGUUGAUGAUGUCACACUGGACUACCUGACAGCCCUCCAUGUUGCUGCUCACUGUGGUCACUGCAGAGUUACCAAACUUCUACUAGACAUGAGAGCCAACCCGAAUGCUCAAGCAUUGAAUGGUUUCACUCCUCUACACAUUGCCUGUAAGAAAAACAGAGUCAAAGUGAUGGAGCUCUUGAUCAAAUAUGGAGCAUUCAUUCAAGCUAUCACUGAGUCUGGUCUCACACCAAUCCAUGUGGCAGCCUUCAUGGGUCACCUCAACAUUGCUCUUUUACUACUGCAGAAUGGAGCUUCCCCUGAUGUUAGCAACAUACGUGGAGAAACAGCUUUGCACAUGGCUGCCCGUGCUGGACAGAUGGAAGUUGUUCGUUGUCUUCUGAGGAAUGGAGCCAUGGUGGACGCAAGAGCAAGGGAGGAUCAGACUCCGCUUCACAUUGCAUCUCGUUUGGGUAAGACAGAGAUUGUCCAGCUCCUGCUACAACACAUGGCUCAUCCAGAUGCAGCAACCACUAAUGGUUACACCCCCCUUCAUAUCGCUGCACGAGAGGGACAUCUGGACGUUACUUCAGUGUUGUUGGAGGCUGGUGCUUCUCACUCUUUAGCUACCAAGAAAGGGUUCACACCUUUACAUGUGGCAUCAAAAUAUGGUAGCCUGGACGUGGCAAAACUACUUCUACAGCGGCGGGCACCCCCUGACUUUUCUGGGAAGCAGAACGGUCUUACUGCUCUACAUGUUGCUGCUCACUAUGAUAACCAGAAAGUGGCGCUCCUGCUUUUGGACAAAGGGGCAUCUCCCCAUGCCACAGCCAAGGUGAGAAGACAUCAUCUCUGUCUGUGUAGCAGAGAUGGGCACUCGAGUUAG